AUGAUUGCCAGCAGAGUCCCUGGAUACUAUGAGAGGCACUUUAUAUGUAGGAAUCAGGAGAAGUACUACACUAACUUUAACAUUGUAGCAAAAUACAAUAAGAACUUCACUCAAGAAUUACUUGCAAGGGCCCUUACUUCCUUCAUUAGCAAAACUCCAGUGGCUUCGCUAAACUUUUUCAGAAAUGAGGGAUCAAGUAGAGAAGACGAUGAGCUAUACCAGGGAAAGAAUUUCACGGUUAGACAUGUCGAACCCUUUAAAUUCAAUGAUGUAGUUACAUACGUAAAGGUAGCCCAAUUUGAUGAAAAGGUAUUUGAUCACGUGAACAAGUUGAUGUGUCCUGUAAAUAUAGAGUUACCUACUUGGAGAAUUAUUGUAUUUGAAGUGGAAGAAGGGAAAGAGAAGAGUCAGUAUAUAUGUGUAUAUUUUGAGCAUGCUGUCUUUGAUGGGCAAGCUGGGGUUCAGUUUCAUAAAGAUUUGCUCGAUGAAUUAGACAACUCUGAAAAGAACUCUGCUCACGUAAUAAAUAACGAAAAUGCAAAUCCCGAGCUAUUUGCAAAUGGCCGUGAGAAAGAAGUGCCAAUUGCUGCAGAGGAGCUAUCAGAUUUAUUUGAACCAAGUUUAUAUGACAAGGUUACGACCAUACUAGGGUCAUAUGUUCCACAUUCCGUCAAAGAUUUGUAUUUUAAAUGGACCACCAAGAAGAGUGGACAUAUUAGAAACUUUCAAUAUAAGCAGACCACCACGGAUUUAAGCACCCACUACAACCUAGUUAAUAUUAGUGUGGCAGACUUGAAAGCAAUACUAGCUUUUUGCAAGUCUAAUAAAAUAGCGUUGACUUCAUAUUUAGCGAUUAUCGGGAAUGCUACUUUGGCAAAUACGUUCUACAAAGAGAUUGGGCAAGAUAAUGAAAAUGCAGUAGAAUGGAGCACAAGCCUUCUCACUGCUGCCAAUGGGCGGAAGCAUUUGCCUCAAGUAGAUGGUGCUGAUGAGACUUAUUUCCAGUAUGGGUGCCUUGUUACAGGGCACAUUUCUACACUUCCUCAAAUUUACCCUCAAACAGAGCUAAUACCACUCAUGCAAGACUUCCACGAAUCACUCCACCUGUCUGUAGAUUCAAAGCAAUGCUUCAAAAGAAUAGGACUAUACCCCUAUUUGAACAUCUGGGAAAUGUACAGGAACAAAAUUGGGUCGCAUGAUAGAUUUACCAAGCAAAUUUCAAACUUAGGCUUAGUCACUGAAACUGGCAAACAAUCUAACUGGAAAUUUGAAAAUGCAUGGUUUGGGGGUAACACAGGGUUGGCUUAUAAUUUUGUUUUCAAUGUUACUAGUACUAGAGAGAAUGGGCUCAAUAUCGUCGUUUGCUGUCGGCCCGAGUUUGCAGAAUUAAUGAGCAAAUCUGACUCCAAACAUGUGAUUGAUAAAUUCGUUCAGCUUUACGAAGAGAAGCUAGUGAACUACUGUAAACAGAAAUAG
Dujonia railenensis is the source of this 1476-nucleotide messenger RNA. The record is from the annotation of a GenBank genome assembly. Lineage: Eukaryota; Fungi; Ascomycota; Pichiomycetes; Serinales; Debaryomycetaceae.